Messenger RNA from Limulus polyphemus (Atlantic horseshoe crab), 4557 nucleotides. Its product is annotated as tetraspanin-7-like. The record is from RefSeq and is a predicted model, not a curated record. The transcript has 8 exons. Bases 1 to 891 code for a protein of 296 amino acids. Gene Ontology annotation, cellular component: membrane. NCBI's taxonomy places the organism in Eukaryota, Metazoa, Arthropoda, Merostomata, Xiphosura, Limulidae.
AUGGGUGGAAAGUGUGUAAGAGGAGGUAACUACCUAUAUGGUGUGCUCGGAGAUGAGAAUGAAGCACACCUAUGGGGUACUUCAUUACUUCUGGAACAGUCUGAUAUGGUGAACUUUGCUGUAAAUCUGAUCUAUGUUUCUUGGCAAGCUUCCAAAGUUUACUGUGAAACAGCAGUCCACAGCAGAGGUCUGGUUUUUAUACACAUUUCCUUGUUUAAAUUUCAGUUAACUGGUAUUGGCCUUUUAGUUAUUGGAAUAUGGAUGAAAGUAUCCUUGUACCAGUUUCUGCAGCUCUCAGAUGAGUACAACAAUGUAGCUCCCUAUGUCUUCAUUGGUACAGGUGCAGCUAUAACAGUUGUGGGAUUUUUUGCUUGCUGUUGCACUGUAAAAGGGCAACCUGUUCUUUUGUAUUUGCUUUCAGCUUUCUUAGUGCUGGUGUUUGUAUUAGAAUUGGGAGCAGCUAUAUCUGGCUACAUUUUCCGUGGAAAACUCAAUACUGGUUUCAGAACUGGUUUGCAUGAGGCUUUGAAAAAGUACAAAGGACAUAAUAGUGUACAAGACAAGGAUCUGGACCUCCUUCAGUCAACUUUUCAUUGCUGUGGUGUGGAUAACUACACUGACUGGUUUGAAACUAGCUGGUCAGGGAAGACUCGGUCUGUUCCAGUCAGCUGUUGUAAGACUGAAAAGAACUGUAAGAACAAGCCUUUGACUGUUGUUACAGACAUCUUUCAGCAGGGUUGUUAUGAAAAAGUUGUAAACUUUGUGAAUGGAAACUUGAAGAUCAUUGGUGGUGGAGCUGUGGCAAUUGCUUGUUUCCAGCUCUUAGGUGUGCUGCUAGCUUGCUGUUUGGCUAAGAAUGUCAACAAGGCAAAAUAUGAACCUGUAGCUUAAAAGACUGUUUUGGAUUACUCUUCUUGUAUUGAGAUGCAGCUUAAAGUCACAAAUUUUGAACCUUUCAAAAUUCUUAAAUCAACUAUUCUGUACUCUUUUGUGUUUUAUUUAACCUUUCAACAAAUUAUAGCCUUUUAUUGUGAAAAUGAAUACUUCUUACUUCAUCUGUUAUGUGUUAAAAAAAAUAAUUAAUUUGCUUUGCAUGUUGCAGUUUUCAAAAUGAAUACACAGUAUACUAGAUGGUAAAAUUAACAUUUAUUAAAUAGUUUUGUUGUAUGUAAAGGAUGUGAUGGUUUAGUAUUAAAUGUAUUAGGUUACUAAUAAUAUAAUGUGAUGUUCUGGUAGAAUUACAAUAAUCUGGUAUGAAUCAUUUAUUUAUUGCCAUUAUAAAUGUUGUCUGCCAGAGUUAAUUAGUUUCAUUGAUGUGAUUCCUAGUCAUUUUCUUUGUGAAAAAGUGGUAUACAUUUAUAUAUAUAUAUUGUACAUUUUUUCAGUGAUAAUAUUUAAAUACGCUUAUUAAAAUACAAGUUGUUUAAAGUUAUGGUCAAGUUGUCUUAUUGAUAUGAAAUUAUAUUUUAUAAGUUUUACUGUCCUGUACAACUAUGAAAAUUUUAUUCUUUAUUUUCCUUACUUAGAAUCUUGCAUAAUUAAAAAGCAAUUAUUAGUUUGUAAUUUUUAACAGUAAAGAUGAAAAAUUGAUGCAUCUGAAAUUUAAGUUUUCGACAUUGUGAAAUAUAAUUAGUUUGUUUUGUUUCUUUUGCAAAGAGAAUUUAAUAUAAAUAAAGUUAAGCAUGCUAAUGUUUAAAAAUAUUGGUGUGUUUCAAAGAUAAGCUCAAAAAAAUUUGAAUUCAAAACAAAAACAGUCAUUACACAUAAAUGCUUUGGAUAACAUUUCCCAAAUAUUGAAACAGAUAGUGUUCUGUUACAGAAACUGUCAUCAAACUUAGCUAUGAGCAAGUGUUAGAUGUUUAAUUAUAGUAUCAGUUUUACCUUAGAAUUGCCCUAUUUAUUUAUUUUUACUUUAUAAUGUACAUUUAAAUCUAUUUAUUUUGUUUAUGUGUAAACUAUUUUUUUUUUGCAUUUAUGCUAAUCCCAUUUUGUUAGUGAUGAAUAAUAGAAUGACAACAAGUAUUUGACACGUGUGUGUGUGUGUGUGUUUGUGUAUAUGGUAACAAACAUUUAAUUCUUGAACAUUUCAGAAUGUACAUACUCCAUCUUCAGCAAGCUAUAUUGAACAGGGUAAAAUCCAGACUAAAAGGAUGAAGUCAAUUAAAAAAACAAGAAACAAUAAAAUAGUGCAAUAGUUCUACCAGUAUUAUACAAGUUAUUCAAAACAGACUUAAUUGUAGAGAAUUUGUUAUUAUUUAAAGUUGGGAGUUCAUUUAUGAUAGAUAAACUUUCUUUAAUCAAAUGUUCAAUAUUGGAUGAUCCAGAUGAGAUGACUUUAAAAUUUUUGAACUUUGUUACCAUACACACAUGUCAAACAUUUGUUUUGUUGCUGUCAUUCUAUUGUUCAUCAUUUUGUUAGUCAACUGGGGUAAAUGGUAUAUCCUUUUCUUUAAGAAAACAAAAUAGACAUUUUCUUUUUGGUGUAUUUAUAUAUAUGUAUGAUGGUUAUGGUUGUUGAGAAAAAGAACUGAAACCUUGGUUUAAAUAUUGCAGAUUAAAUUCAAUGAUAUUUAUUUUUACUUUUAUGGGUGUAAAGUAUACAUUUUCCAAAUAAGUGUUAAAAAAAUGUUAAGACAUUUUCUAAAAUAUGUCAAAUCAGUGUAAAUUGUCUCAUUCAGACUUUCUAUUAUUUGGAUAGCUAAAAUUUUAUGUGGUCAAAAAAGAUUUAGCAGCUUCUGUUGGUGUUAUUGGUGAAUAUCAUUUUUGUGAUUUCAGUUAGUGUUAAACUGUAGUGAAUUUUCUUACUGUUUAAACUUUUGUUAGUGCUUAGAAGUUAAUAAUUCUGACAGUAGUUUGAUCAUGCUGGAAAUCUAUUAUUGUGGUAAUAUUGCAGCAAGGUACACAAAAUCAUUUUGAAGUCUGGUCUUAUUCAUCAGGAUUACACACACAUGUUUUAGGGUACCAUGUUUUUUUGUUCUAUUUUUUAAUACUUGGGAAUACCUUUUUUUUAAAUUAGAUUUUCAUGUUAAGGCAAACAAUGAAUGUUUAAACUGUCCAGUAACUGCAAUAUAGAUCCUAGUAGUCAGUUAAAAAGUAAAAUGCAACAGGCAUGGAAAUUUUAUGAAUAAACUGUAUUGAUUAAUAACUUGCACGAUUUUUUUCCACUGCAGAUAGUUGUGAUAAUAUUGUAGAAACUAUGUAAUAUAUAAAGUUGCAUUUCAUGUAUUUACCACGAACUUAAAAACUACAUGGCUUGGCCUUACCAUACUUUUAGUUAACAUUCAAAGGGCUUAUAGAAUCCUUAUAUUUAAAAAUCCAGCAUCUAUUAUUAUUAUUACUAUCAUCAUAAAGUCAAAUGAAGGAGAGUUUAAAGGAUUUAUUCAGAAAAAAAUAAUUUCUACCAGAAGCUCAAUAUUAAAAUGUUUAGUCUAGAACUGAUUUGGUAAAUUUGUUGGGUCAUAAUUACUUUACAUUUAAUGGUAUAAACAAAAUUUUAGGAAAACUAUUGGAUAUGACUUACUCUUGAAAUAUGACAAUCCUUGCAAUGAAAAAAUAUAAAUACUUGAAUAUAUAUAUCAUACAUAUUUGGUAGCAGAAGUAUCAAUAGAUGGUGUGAGUAAAUAUGUGAAAUGAUUUUGUCACAUGCAAAAAUAUUAAAUAUUGGUGAAUUUUUGAGUAACUUGGUGCAAAUUUCCACUAGGCUCAAUAUUGUUUAUUGAAUAGUAUAAACAAAUUAAUAUAUUUUAGAAUAAAACUUGUCCGAACCAAAGAAAAAUUGGAUAGUUUGAUUAUUUGUAAUCUUUAUUGAGUUUUAUUUCAUACAACUUUUUUUAAUGUAUAUUUAAAAGCAACUGUGUUUGAAAUAUCCAGAAAUUACAAGGAUUCAAUUUAAGUUUGAUAAACUCUAGUAAUUUGUUUAUGAAUAAAACUUGCUAAGUCUAAAUCAAAAUAAAUUAGAUAGUUUGUGAUUGUUGGUAAUUUUGAUUGAGUUUUCCUUUAUACAAAUUUUUGUUUCUAAUAAAGUUUAGUAAUAUUGUCAAUUCUGUUUUGUUAAAAUUAUGAAAACAUUUAGUAUCAAAAAAUAUUUUAUGCUAAAUUGAUUUUUGAACUUGCACGUUUUUCUAACAUCAAAAUGUUUGUUUUCAUUUUCUAGUAUUACUAUAAUUAUACAAAUACUCCCAGUAUUGAAAAGUUUUGUUUUCAGUUUUUGAUAUAAUCCUAUUUUGUAGUUAAUUUUCUUUUGUGAGUUGCAUCCAGCAGCACUUGUAAUUUAGGUCACAAAGAUAUCUAACAUUCUCAGGAUUUUUUGUGAAAACAAUCUUUUUCUUUAGUUUAUAUAGACUUAGGAUAAAGAAUUCCAAUGACUAUUGCUAUCAUUUUAGAUCGUUGAAAUAUGUAUAAGAAUGAGAUUCUAAAGAACUUUUAUGCCUAAAUUUCUGGUAAAUUAUACUUUCAUCUAGAGCAAAUAUUAACUUUUCCUUGUCAUUAUUAAGUAAUGUAUUGCUGUAUGUGAAUAUGUAUCUUCUGCUUCAAUCGAAUAAACAUCUGGAUAUGUAA